Messenger RNA from Gaeumannomyces tritici R3-111a-1, 3267 nucleotides. RefSeq lists its product as hypothetical. Gene Ontology annotation, cellular component: cytosol. Bases 1 to 3267 code for a protein of 1088 amino acids. NCBI's taxonomy places the organism in Eukaryota, Fungi, Ascomycota, Sordariomycetes, Magnaporthales, Magnaporthaceae. The record is from RefSeq and is a predicted model, not a curated record. Gene Ontology annotation, molecular function: aromatase activity; NADPH-hemoprotein reductase activity; iron ion binding. The transcript is spliced from 3 exons.
AUGACGACCACCAACGACGACGGCACCGCGCCCGUGCCCGAGCCCGCGGGGCUGCCCCUCCUGGGCAACCUCGGCGCCAUCGACUCCGAAUUCCCGCUCGGGUCCUUGAUGUCCAUGGCCGACAAGCACGGCGAGAUCUACCGCAUGCGCUUCCCCGGUAGGACCAUGGUCAUCGUGUCGACCCGCGCCCUCGUCAACGAGGUGUGCGACGAGAAGCGCUUCCAGAAGAGCAUCGGCCCGACCCUGCGCGAGGUCCGCCACGGCGUCCACGACGGCCUCUUUUCCGCCAGCGCCGAGGAGGAGAACUGGGGCAUCGCCCACCGCGUGCUGAUGCCUGCCUUUGGCCCGCUCUCCAUCCGCGGCAUGUUUGACGAGAUGCACGACAUCGCCUCCCAGCUGGCUCUGAAAUGGGCACGUUACGGCCCCAACCACCAGAUCAUGGUGACGGACGAUUUUACCCGCCUGACCCUCGACACCCUGGCCUUGUGCUCCAUGGGCUUCCGCUUCAACAGCUUCUAUUCGCCCGAGCUGCACCCCUUCAUCGAGGCCAUGGGCGACUUCCUGGUCGAGUGCGGCAACCGCGGCCGGCGUGCACCGCUGCCGUCACUCUUUUACCGCAGCCAGGACCAGAAGUUCGAUUCUGAUAUCGAGAUCCUUCGCACCACGGCCCGCGAGGUGCUGGAGUCCCGCAAGGGCGGCGAGGGCGGCGAACGCAAGGACCUUCUCCAUGCCAUGCUCCAGGGCGUCGACACCAAGACGGGCAAGAAGAUGACGGACGAAAGCAUCAUGGACAAUCUCAUCACCUUUUUGAUUGCCGGGCACGAGACGACGUCGGGCCUGCUGUCGUUUGCAUUCUACCAACUGAUGAAGCACCCGGCCUGCUACGAAAAGGCACAGCGCGAGGUCGACGAGCUGGUCGGCAAGGGCCCCAUAACGGUCGACCACCUGUCCAAGAUGCCCUACAUCAACGCCGUGCUGCGCGAGACGCUGCGCAUCGAUGCCACCAUCCCCGUGAUCUCGGUCGGCGCUCUCGAGGAGACGACGCUCGGCGGCAAGUACAAGGUCGCCAAGGACGAGGCGGUGCUGCUGCUGCUUGCCAAGUCGCACCUGGACCCCCUGGUCUGGGGCAGCGACGCGCUCGAGUUCAAGCCCGAGCGCAUGCUGGACGCCAACUUUGAGCGCACCACCAAGGAGUUCCCCAACGCCUGGAAGCCUUUCGGCAACGGCAUCCGCGGCUGCAUCGGCCGCCCCUUUGCCUGGCAGGAGGCCCUGCUCGUCAUGGCCAUGCUCCUCCAGAACUUCAACUUUGUGCCCCAGGCCGGCUACAAGUUCGCCUACAAGCAGACGCUGACGCUCAAGCCCAAGGAAUUUCACAUGCGUGCCGUGCUCCGCGACGGCCUGACGCCCACCACGCUCGAGCGUCGCCUACAGGGCCUUGCCCCGGCGUCCGAGACGGCAAAGGUGGCCUCGACAGGCAGCUCUGCGGGCGCGGGCGCGGGCGCGGGCGCCACAGGAGCCCCCAUGACCAUCCUGUACGGCUCCAACAGCGGCACGUGCGAGGCCCUGGCGCGCCGCAUUGCCGCCGACGCGCCGUCGCACGGCUUCCGCGCCGUCACAGUCGACUGCAUGGACAGCGCCAAGGAUCGGCUGCCCACAGACCAGCCCGUCGUCAUCAUCACGGCCUCGUAUGAGGGCCAGCCGCCUGACAACGCCGGGCACUUUGUCGCUUGGCUCGAGGCCGCAGACCAGGCCGGGCAGCCGCUCAAGAAGGUGUCGUAUGCCGUGUUCGGGUGCGGCCACAAGGACUGGGCCCAGACGUUCCACCGCAUCCCCAACCUCGUUGACACGACGCUCGAGCAGCUCGGGGCGUCCCGCCUUGCCGUGGCGGGACUGACGGACGCGUCGACUGGGGCUGUCUUUUCCGACUUUGAGACGUGGGAGGACGACAAGCUGUGGCCGGCGCUGGCGGCGUGCUACAACGUCAAGAGCGACGCGGGCGCCAAGGAGGACGGUAGCGACCGCAUCAAGGUGCACGUGUCGAACCCACGCACGUCGACGCUGCGGCAGGACGUGCAGGAGGCGCGUGUGGUCGAGGCCAAGGCCCUCACGGCGGCGUCGGGGCCCGAGGACGGCGACAAGCACGUCAAGAGGCACCUCGAGAUCGAGCUGCCCGAGGGCAUGUCGUACGCGGCUGGUGACUACCUCGCCGUGCUGCCCAUCAACCCGGCCGAGACGGUGCAGAGGGCGCUGCGCCGGUUCCGCCUUGCACGCGACGCCCACGUCACCAUCGAGUCGCCCGACAGCCAGACGGCUCUGCCCGUCAACACGUCCGUUCCUGUGUUUGAGGUGCUCAGCUCGUAUGUUGAGCUGUCGCAGCCGGCCACCAAGAGGAACCUUCUUGCUCUGCAAGACGCGGCGGCCGACGACGCCACCAAGCAAGAGCUGGGCCGCCUCGCGGGCGAUGCCUAUGCCGACGAGAUUGGUGUCAAGCGCGUCUCUGUCCUCGACAUCCUUGACCGCUUCCCGUCCGUCGAGCUUCCCAUCGGCUCGUUCCUGGCCAUGAUGCCGCCGAUGCGUGUCCGGCAAUACUCCAUCUCCUCGUCACCCCUCUGGAACCCGUCCCACGUUACCCUCACAUUCUCGGUCCUGGAUGCGCCCUCGCUGUCGGGCCAGGGCCGGCACGUCGGCGUGGCGACGUCGUACCUCGCCUCCCUCGGCGCCGGCGACUCGGUCCACGUGGCGGUGCGCCCCUCGCACGUCGCCUUCGGCCUGCCCUCGGAUCCCGAGCGCACCCCGCUCCUCUGCGUGGCCGCCGGCACGGGCCUGGCCCCCUUCCGCGGCUUCGUGCAGGAGCGCGCGGCCAUGAUAUCGGCAGGUCGCCAGGGCCUCGCCCCCGCGCUGCUCUACUACGGCUGCCGCGACGCGGCCGUCGACGACCUGUACCGGGACGAGCUUGACAAGUGGGAGGCCCUGGGCGCCGUCGAGGUGCGACGCGCCUUCAGCCGCGCGGCGGCUGGAGAUGGCGGCCCCAAGCACGUGCAGGACGUGAUCCUCGAGGACGCCGACCGGCUGUCGGAGCUGUGGGAGGCGGGCGCCAAGGUCAUGGUGUGCGGCAGCAGGGGCGUGUCGCAGAGUGUCAUGGACGCCAUGGUGCGCAUCCGCGUCGACAAGGGCAAGGAGAAGGGCAAGGAGUUCUCUGAGGACGAGGCGCGGCAAUACUUUGACGAUCUGCGGAAUGUGCGGUAUGCUACUGAUGUGUUUGACUAG